Molecule: messenger RNA, 2890 nt
Organism: Insectozyma verbasci
Lineage: Eukaryota; Fungi; Ascomycota; Pichiomycetes; Serinales; Debaryomycetaceae
Source: the annotation of a GenBank genome assembly
AUGAAUAUCAACAAUGAAAAACACCUUGCUGGUCAGGUGUCCAAUAUUCGAAGUGUAUCAACCCAUUUGAGUGUUCAAGAUCAUGAAGUAGAUCUUCAAGCUAUGUAUUCAAAUCCAUUGUCUAUUGGAGAAGUAGGAACAACUUUAACAGAUACUCAAAAGAAUAUUAUUUUACAUAAAUUGCAAUUUGAUCAUUUAACAUCAUAUGAGAAAUUACCUCCACAAGCUCAAUUUAUAAUUGAAAAAGUAGAACAAAUGCCACUGGAAGAAGCUGUUGAAAUUUUAAAAGCUGCUUAUAUUAAACAUGAACAUGAUGUUAAUAUGGAAGGUCUGGAUUUGGAACUUUGGAAAAAGCUUUUAGACAACUCAUCAGAGACUGAUUUUUCAUUCGUUCCUUCUAAAAUUCAUGAAAAAUUAGCUGCAAACAUUGACGUUAAACAAGUUAAUGACGAUGACUCCACUUCGGAUGAGGAAUUAGGCUCAGUAAAUGGGUCUGAAGUUAAAGACUGGGCUUUACAAGUUAGAUUGGAAGCUGUUUUAGUUGCUUAUUGGUCACCAUAUUUUAUUGUCAGAUCAGUUUGUGAUCCAUACGACGAUCCUACAAUUCCUUGUGAAACUUUAAGAGUGUACAUAAUUUCAAUUAUAUGGGUUGCAAUACAGUCAGUCAUUAAUGAAUUCUUUUCUCAAAGACUUCCUAGCAUAAGCUUAAGUUCUGCUGCCGUUCAAGUAUUUUUGUAUCCUUCAGGUGUUUUAUUCGAAAAGAUUUUGCCAAAAUGGAAAUUCAAAAUUUGGAAAUAUGAAUUUGAUUUGAAUCCUGGUCCUUAUAAUUUCAAAGAACAAAUGUUAGCAUCAUGUUUUACAUCUGUUGCAGGAGGUACAGUUUAUGUUACUUAUAACGUUUUAAUGCAAAAAAUGGAUAUUUAUUAUGGAAAUAAAUGGGUUGAUGUUGGUUAUCAAGUACUUUUAAUGUUGUCAACUCAAUUCAUGGGAUUUGGGUAUGUAUCAAUCUUAAACAUAUUAUUUAUAUCAUACUAACAAAGAGUAGUUUUUCUGGUCUUUUAAGAAAAUUUGCAGUAUAUCCAACUGAUGCAGUUUGGCCAUCUAUAUUACCAACAAUUAGAUUAAAUAAAACAUUGAUGACUCCUGAACGUCCUUCAAUAAUUAAUGGCUGGAAAAUAUCAUCAUAUAACUUUUUCUUCGUCAGCUUUGCUGCUGCAUUUGCAUAUCUUUGGUUACCAAGUUAUUUAUUUGCAGCAUUGUCUAAUUUUAAUUGGAUGACUUGGAUUAAACCUGACAAUUUGGAUUUGACAGUUAUAACUGGUUAUAAUUAUGGUUUAGGAUUCAAUCCAUUUCCUACAUUUGAUUGGACUGUUAUCGGUCUGGGGAAUUUGUAUCAACCUUUUUUCACUACACUUUCAAGUUAUAUCGGAAGUAUUAUUAGUUUUUUCAUAAUUGUUGGUAUUUACUACUCAAACUAUAAGUGGACAAAAUAUAUUCCUAUAAACUCGAACAAAUUAUUUACUAAUGAAGGACAAACAUAUCAUGUUAGUCAAGUUGUGGAUGAAAAUAGUAUGUUUGAUGAAAAGAAGUAUGAACAAAUUGGUCCACCAUUCUAUUCUGCUGCAAAUUUAGUUCAAUAUGGUGCUUUUUUUGCUAUUUAUCCUUUUCAUUUUGUUUAUGAAAUUGCAACAAAUUAUAAAGCAUACGGAGUUGCAUUCAAGUCCUUCUAUUUACAAUUUAAAGAUUUCAAAAGAAGUACUUAUGAAGGUUCUGAUGAUCCACAUGUAACAAUGAUGAAAGCUUAUCCAGAGGUGCCGGAAUGGAUUUAUUUAACGGUUUUAGUAUUGUCAAUUGUGUUUGCUAUAUUAUGUGUCAAGAUAUAUCCUGCAGAGGUAUGUUCUCAAUUUUGGAAAAUCAUAAGUAGUACUAACCUCAAUUUUAGACUCCAGUUUGGAGUAUCUUCUUCGUUGUUGGUUUAAAUUUUGUUUUUUUGAUUCCACUUGUUUCAGUUUCAGCAAGAACUAUGUUCUCAUUGGCUUUGAAUGUUUUAGUUGAAUUAAUCAUAGGUUAUGCAAUACCAGGUAAUGGAUUAGCAUUGGCAUUUAUUAAAGCCCUUGGAACACAAACCGAUAGUCAAGCUUUUAAUUGGGUCAAUUCAUUGAAAAUUGCACAAUAUUCAAAAGUUCCACCUAGAGCACUUUUCAGAUGUCAAAUGCUUUCAACUUUAAUAUCAUUGUUUAUUCAAUUAGGUAUCUUGAAUUUUCAAAUUAGUUCUGUGAAAGAUUUUUGUCUACCAACCAAUGAAGCUAAAUUAUACUGUGCAUCUGCUACAACAUUUUAUACUGCUUCUGUACAAUGGGGGGUUAUCGGACCUAAAAAGAUCUUUGACGGGUUAUACCCAAUAUUUGCAUGUAUUGCUCAACUGUUAAAUGAUUGUUUAAUACUAACUUUUUGAUAGAAAUACUGUUUUCUUAUUGGAUUUUUGCUUGCAAUUCCAUGCGCUGCUUUCAAAAUUUACGGUCCAAAGAAAUUGACAAGAAAGUUUGAACCUUCCAUCAUUAUAGGUGGAUUCUUGAUCUGGGCUCCGACUAAUUUGGCUUAUGUCACUGGUGGUCUUUAUGUUGGUUAUGCAUUUAUGCAUUAUAUUAGAAAAAGAUUUCGAGCUUGGUGGGCUAAAUAUAAUUACAUUUUUGCAAGUGCAAUUGGUGCUGGAAAUGCUUUCAGUGCAAUAAUCAUAUUUUUUGCAGUUCAAUAUCAUCCCAAAGAUAUUUCAUGGUGGGGCAAUACUGUUAGUUAUGGAGGUUAUGAAGGUUUUCCGGCUGCUCAUUUGAAUGCUACACUUCAAGCUCCAGAUGGUUAUUUUGGUCCAAGAAAAGGUCAUUUUCCAUAG